GGGCGAGGAAGCACCUGCUUCCAACAAGGAGGUGGAGAAAAUGCUCUCAUGAAAACGCCCAACUCCAGAGGUUGGCACAGACACUUGUGCAGGAGGUUGGAUGGCUCUGAGAUUAUGCACAGACUAUUUUGAUAAUCUUGAUUGGAGAAAGAUCGCUUGAUGCUGUGUACUUUUUUUUUUUUUUUUUUUUACAUUUUGUUUCUAGAAGAAGCUGUGGUGUGACUAAAAAGCAGUCAGAGUAAGUUUUUGAGUUAAUUCGUGUUGGAGUUCUUUCAGGUUAUGAUAGGUGCGCUUUUGGCGUUUGUCAACUGAACAAUGAUAUUUCCAUCUGUGUCUGUGUCGCAUGUUAAUGCACCACUUACUGUUGCCAGAGUCCCCUGCCCCUGGAUUGGCGAUGUGUUUUUAUCACACAGCCUUGGGGCGUUAUCAGGAGUGCAGAACCUUUGAGAAGACGCCUCUGGACUUGGAUUUUCUUGGAUUUGGGAGACAGAUCCAGCUUCCUGAGAGAGCAUUGACAGAGGCGCGUAGACAGCGGCAUCAUCGGUUAUAAAAGUUGGUUUAGAAAGUACACUUUCUGUAAGGAAACUGAUGCGCGUAAGAAGGGAUGCCAGCCAGGCGUGGCUUGUGCUUGAAUAUCCAAUGUGAGAAUGCGUGGGGAGUAUGUAUAUAAUAGAGGCUUUCCUUUUGAUAAUCAUAGAUAUCAAAGUGAUCAUUGUAGCAAAGGACGAUCAAUAAAGUGAGAGGACGCUGCUGAUUGGGGGAGCACCGCGCGCUGGGUACGCUUUGUGCGUGCAUGGACCGGACUUGUCUAACUUUUCUUUUUUUAACUACUUGAGUCACCAUAGUCUUCAUUUCAAAUGCCGUCGCUUAAUUUAACAGCUGUGCACACAAUGGCAGAAGUCGGGAGUUUUCUGGGGACAAUCGACCUGGAUUUACAAAGCUUUCCUGCACUCGGAAAUAUGCCCCUGCCGGAGUCUCCAGUGGGCUUGAAUGAGCGUCUGGGGCAGAUUGAAGGGAGGCUGCAGCGGGGGUCGCCAACGGAUUUCGGGCACCUGAAAGGGAUCCUGAGGCGGCGACAGCUCUACUGCAGGACCGGCUUCCAGCUGGAGAUAUUCCCAAAUGGGACUGUGUACGGGACGAGACAGGACCACAGCAGAUUUGGCAUCCUGGAGUUCAUCAGUCUGGCAGUGGGUCUGGUCAGCAUCAGAGGGGUGGACGCUGGACUGUACCUCGGCAUGAAUGAAAAAGGAGAGCUCUUUGGGUCGAAGAAGCUGACAGCGGAGUGUGUGUUCAGGGAGCAGUUUGAGGAGAACUGGUACAAUACCUACGCUUCAACUUUGUACAAGCACACAGAUACGGGACGCUUCUACUAUGUGGCUUUAAAUAAGGACGGCUCGCCCAGGGAGGGCAACAGGACUAAAAAACAUCAAAAACUCACCCACUUUUUACCAAGACCAGUGGAGAUAGAGAAGAUCCCUCAGGAAUACAGAGACUUAUUCCAGUACAGGUGACCAGCACUAAUGCUAGGAGAACUGGUUCCAAUUGGAGAAACGGAGGUAAAAGAAGAGGAGGGAGAGGCUGUUUUGGAUAUUUUGGACCUUGGACGGAACUGUUUACCCUCAACUCCCCCUGAGAUCAGUGUGUUUACACCUAAGCCCACUGCAAAGCACGUUACAGCACUGACAUAAACAUCAUGCAGGAUCCUGGAUGCUGCUUCUUUAGUGGACUUGUGACCUCAAAAAAAGAGGGAAAGUAGUCUUAUAAAACCACUGAGGACAUGGAUGAAGGAGGCCUGUGUGUGAUCAGGACGAUAAAUCAGGUGUCAAGUUUUCUCCAUAACCACUUUUUAUCUGAGGGAAAUGCGUAAAAACUGAAGCAACUUGCAACGACAAGUGGAGUCAUGGUUCUUGGCUUUUAAUUAGCACUAAGCUGGAGUGGGAGUACAAUGAAUGACGAGAACACCGAGAAAAGAUUUUUAGGAGCUCCAAAAGGUGGAAAGCACUGCAAAUGUCACAUUAUGCUAUUUUCAUAGAAAAUACACAUCCAUAAUGACGUUAGGUGUAAAAAAAAAAAGAAAAAAGUUUUUUAAAAAAGGGCACAUUCCAGGCACGCAUUUUUUGAAGUAGAGGGGUCAGAAAUGCACAAAAUGUUUAUGUGUCAUGCUCGUUAGUGACAUAGCCAGGAACUAAAAGAGUGAAGAGGCGUGGCGGAACUGGAGUUUAAACGUUUUUUUCCCAAACGAAAGAUGGAAAAGGGGAUGUUUAAUCUCUUUAAAGAAUGUGUAAUAGAUGAUAGAGCACUUACUGCACAUCCCCAGUCCCAGCUCAUUCGGACUCCCACGUCAUCAUCAGAGUCUCAUUCAUCACAUUGGAAGAGCAGCGUCUUGUAGGAAUUGAAUGCAAAACAAGAUAAAUCUUGGGACACAAGCACUUCUUUGACUGAAGUUGUAAAGAAGAAUUGAUGGGGUGUUUUUUUAAAGAUGGUGACUUGUAAUGUUCAGAGUGUCAGGAACAUUAUUAAAGAUGCAAGCAGCUGAGGUGUACAUAUGGGUGAUCCUAUUUAUGAGAUGUACAAUAUAUUUAUUUUCUACAUAUUAAGUAUAAAUAUAAAUCUAUAUAUUUAUUUAUUGCAAAGACUUUAUUUUGUAAUGAACUUGAAGUUAUCUGGGCUGUAGAUUCUACUGAAAAUAUACCAAAAAAAUUACAACAAAACUACAAUGAACAUGACAAUAAAAUUGUCCUGCUUUCUAGAACUCUUUGUGAGAGACUAUUUUUGCUUGGAUAAACAUCUUAUGUACCAAUUAAAACCAGAUAAAGAAUCUA
Messenger RNA from Labrus bergylta (ballan wrasse), 2822 nucleotides. It is a transcript of the gene fgf16, whose product is annotated as fibroblast growth factor 16. Gene Ontology annotation, biological process: positive regulation of gene expression; animal organ morphogenesis; positive regulation of cell population proliferation. Gene Ontology annotation, molecular function: growth factor activity; fibroblast growth factor receptor binding. Gene Ontology annotation, cellular component: cytoplasm. NCBI's taxonomy places the organism in Eukaryota, Metazoa, Chordata, Actinopteri, Labriformes, Labridae. The record is from RefSeq and is a predicted model, not a curated record.